This is a messenger RNA of Phaeoacremonium minimum UCRPA7, 693 nucleotides long. RefSeq names its product putative alpha beta hydrolase fold-3 domain protein. The transcript is spliced from 2 exons. The record is from RefSeq and is a predicted model, not a curated record. NCBI's taxonomy places the organism in Eukaryota, Fungi, Ascomycota, Sordariomycetes, Togniniales, Togniniaceae. The coding region runs from base 1 to 693 and encodes 230 amino acids.
AUGCCCGAAGCCCGCGUGUUAGAUAUCAUCGACGAUAUCAAGGACUUCUGGGCCUGGGCUCGCUCAGACCUACCCUCCGCAGUGGCCGCCAAGUGGCCGCAUAUCACGCUUGACACGGGCCGCACCGCGGCCUACGGCGGCUUCCUGGCCCUCCAGUCGGCAUUCCUCUGCCCAGAGGCUGAGAUCAAGAUUGUUAUGACGCAGUACCCUGGUCUGCACUGGGAUGUAGACCCGGUUAAAUGGGAGCAGAUUGAGGAGAGGAAGGCCACUGCACCGGCCGAGACGCACGCCAUCGUUGACACGUACAUGGCGGGGAUCAAGCCCGGCGCCAUCCGCCUCAAGACGCCGUUUCCGGAGAAGCUGGAGCUCCUCAAAGCCUUGGCUGCGACGGGAAGGUACCGCGAGAACAAAGGACACGACGAGAUAAUGUCGUUGGACUAUGCGAUGCGUAUUAAUGAGACACUGCCUCCAAUGUGGAUUGCUCAAGGGUCGGAAGAUACAUUCGUUCCCAAAGAGGGCAACGAUGAGAUGGUUCGCUGUAUCCGUGAAGCCCAUCCUGAAGUGCCUCUGCACUAUGUAAUCCAGCCUGGUGACCACGGCUUCGACGUUCCUUGUGGCCUUGACGAACCUUGGGCGGCUGAGGGAGCCGAUUUUGUCAAGAGGUAUUGGCAUUUGGCCCCCAAGUUGUGCUGA